Chionomys nivalis (European snow vole) is the source of this 1707-nucleotide messenger RNA. It is a transcript of the gene Abra, whose product is annotated as actin binding Rho activating protein. Gene Ontology annotation, molecular function: actin binding. Gene Ontology annotation, cellular component: sarcomere. The coding region runs from base 176 to 1312 and encodes 378 amino acids. Gene Ontology annotation, biological process: positive regulation of transcription by RNA polymerase II; positive regulation of Rho protein signal transduction. The record is from RefSeq and is a predicted model, not a curated record. NCBI's taxonomy places the organism in Eukaryota, Metazoa, Chordata, Mammalia, Rodentia, Cricetidae. The transcript is spliced from 2 exons.
ACCGUCACGGAGAUGGCACCGAAUCGUGGCAAGAAAUGCUUUGAAUAGUUUCCACCCUCACAGGCUCCCCUUCCCACUCACACCCUGCUUCUAUUUAAAUCCCAAGCGCCUCUCUCUCACACACGUUCCCUCCUUAGCCAGGGCCCAGACUGCCGGCAGAGAAGAGACAGGUAGCAUGGCUCCAGGAGAAAAUGAAAGGGAGGCGGGGCCCGCCAAGAGUGCCCUCCGGAAGGUACGCACAGCAACCCUGGUUAUCAACUUGGCUCGCGGUUGGCAGCAGUGGGCAAAUGAGAACAGCACCAGGCAGGCUCAGGAGCCUGCAGGCUGGCUGCCUGGAGCGACCAAUGACCCACCGCACACUCCUAAGCCAGUGGCAUGCCCCAGUCCCCACCAGCAUGCCUCCGAACCUCCAUUUCCAAAGCCAGAUGGACAUGGAAGUGGACAACCCUCAGAGGACGCCUCCGAGGUCUCCCACAUCAAGAGGAAAGAGGUGACCAAAACAGUUGUCAGCAAGGCUUAUGAGAGAGGAGGAGAUGUGAACUACCUGAGCCACAAGUAUGAGAACGAUGGGGGUCUGUCUGAAGCUGUUCAGCCCGAGAACGACAUUGACAGGCUCCUCCUCAGCCGUGACUCGCCAACGCGGAGAAGAAAAUGCACUAAUCUGGUGUCCGAGCUGACCCAAGGCUGGAAAGUGAUGGAACAAGACGAGCCCACGUGGAAGAGUGACAGCAUAGACACGGAGGACAGUGGCUAUGGAGGGGACGUGGAGGAGAGACCCGAACAGGAAGCGGUGCCAGUGACUGCGGCCAGGAUCAAGCGCCCCUUGCCCUCCCAGGCGAACAGAUACACAGAGACACUCAACUGUAAGGCGCACCGGAAAUACAGCCAAGUGGACAGCCUGAAAGGGAGGUGGCAGCAGUGGGCCGAUGAACACAUACAGUCGCAGAAGCUCAAUCCCUUCAGUGAUGAGUUUGACUAUGACCUGGCCAUGUCCACUCGGCUUCACAAGGGAGACGAGGGCUACGGCCGUCCCAAGGAGGGAAGCAAGACAGCCGAGAGGGCCAAGCGCGCCGAGGAACACAUCUAUCGGGAAAUCAUGGAGCUGUGCUUCGUUAUCCGCACGAUGGCUCGCCACAGACGAGAUGGCAAGGUCCAGGUGACCUUCGGAGAACUCUUUGAUAGAUACGUUCGCAUUUCAGAUAAAGUGGUGGGCAUCCUCAUGCGUGCCAGGAAACACGGACUGGUGCACUUUGAAGGGGAGAUGCUAUGGCAAGGCAGAGACGACCACGUUCUGAUUACUCUCCUUGAGUAAGUUCUCAGGGAAAUCAACUUAGAUAAGUAAUGUAGUAAAAGUAAUACAAAGGCAAGCUGUGCUGGAAUGUUAUGUUAUCAAUAUUAAAUGAUUUUUUACAAAUGACUUUUGGUACUAUUUCUGAGGUUACGACAUAAAGAUUGCAAUAAAACACACUCAGAACAUUUUAGAAGUAUACAGAUUUUAAUACAAACACAGUAUAUUGAUAUUUGAAAUUUCACUUCCCUUUUUAGACAAAAACAUUUGGCCUUCAUUGAUGAAAUUAUUACAGAUUUAAAAAUACAGGUUUAAAAAAGCUGACCUUUAGAUAACGUAGAACAACAUCACAAUAUCAGUCAUUUUUAGGGGCAAAAUUCAUUUAAAUUGGAUAAAAUUUAAUUGCCUUUUUUUCUAAA